AUGUCCCUCAAUCUUUUUGCCCACGCCAAAUCAAAAUUCAAAUCCUUCCUGAAUUUGUACAAAACUCCUAUCAUCAAGAAGGAUGAGAGCAAGUUUUUGGUGGCGCAGUUUGGAGCAACAGGGGAAGUGGACAAGGGAUUUUCACAUCACUCGAUCAUUUCGAUCAAGGAUGAACUUGUUCGAGUCGAAAAACAUCUCGAAUAUCCAAUGGCCGAGGGUUGUCACCUUCCCUUAUCUACUUGCAAUGGUUUGUUGCUGCUUUCGGUACCAGAAUCAUAUGAACUAGUUACCCUCGAAACGACAAAGCCUACCUUCAAAAUGACAAAGCCUGCAGGGGAGGCUUUGUGGAACCCGACCACAAGGGAAUUCAAAAUCCUUCCUCCAGCACCUUCAUCCUUUGACAAAAGGUGCAUGAAGAUGUUCCACGGUUAUUUUGGUUUCGGGUUUGAUUCGGCUAAUAAGGAUUACAAGGACACAUGGUCGCUGGUGCCAGGCUCAGUGUCGAGCUUAAAUGAUGAAAAAAUGCGUACUUUGGAAAUUUGGGUUUGGGAUGGCUCAUGGUCCCUGGUGUCCAACCUCACCGUCCCUCUUUUUGUGGGCUUAGAGAGCCUCGUUGGGACUGAUGAAUUAAUUUUUUUGGACUCGAUUCGUAGACCGAUGUGUUUUGAUUGUGUGACGAGCAGGUUGAAGAAGAUACCUGGCCUGCCUACUUCUUUGGGGGCCCACAUUUUUCCUUUCGUCGAGAGCUAUGCUCCGCUCGACAGGAUUUAG
This is a messenger RNA of Striga hermonthica, 771 nucleotides long. Lineage: Eukaryota; Viridiplantae; Streptophyta; Magnoliopsida; Lamiales; Orobanchaceae. The record is from the annotation of a GenBank genome assembly.